Miniopterus natalensis is the source of this 2844-nucleotide messenger RNA. Lineage: Eukaryota; Metazoa; Chordata; Mammalia; Chiroptera; Miniopteridae. The record is from RefSeq and is a predicted model, not a curated record.
CCUGGUUCCUGGCUCAGAAUCAUGGUGUCAUGGAAAGGGGUUUACUUUAUACUCACUCUGUUUUGGGGAAGCUUUUUUGGAAGCAUUUUCAUGUUGGGUCCCUUUUUACCUUUGAUGUUUAUAAGCCCUUCUUGGUAUCGCUGGAUCAACAACCGCCUCGUGGCAACCUGGCUCACACUUCCUGUGGCUUUGCUGGAGACCAUCUUUGGUGUAAAAGUGAUUAUAACAGGUGAUGCAUUUGUUCCUGGAGAAAGAAGUGUUAUUAUCAUGAAUCAUCGGACAAGAAUGGACUGGAUGUUCCUGUGGAAUUGUCUGAUGAGAUAUAGCUACCUCAGACUGGAGAAGGUUUGCCUCAAGGCCAGUCUCAAAAGUGUUCCUGGAUUUGGUUGGGCCAUGCAGGCUGCUGCCUAUAUCUUCAUUCAUAGGAAAUGGAAGGAUGACAAGAGCCAUUUUGAAGACAUGAUUGAUUAUUUUUGUGAUAUCCGUGAACCACUUCAACUCCUCAUAUUCCCAGAAGGGACUGAUCUCACAGAAAACAGCAAGGCUCGAAGUAACGAUUUUGCUGAAAAGAAUGGACUUCAGAAAUAUGAAUAUGUCUUACAUCCAAGAACUACAGGCUUUACUUUCAUAGUAGAUCGUCUAAGAGAAGGAAAGAACCUCGACGCUGUCCAUGACAUCACGGUGGCAUACCCUCACAACGUCCCGCAAACAGAGGGGCACCUCCUGAGGGGGGACUUCCCCAAAGAGAUCCACUUCCACGUCCACCGCUACCCAGUGGACACCCUGCCCGCAUCCAGGGAGGACCUGCAGCUCUGGUGCCACAAGCGGUGGGAGGAGAAGGAAGAGAGGCUGCGCUCCUUCUACCGAGGCGAGAAGGAUUUCUACUUCACCGGGCAGCCUGUGAUCCCACCCUGCAAGUCUGAGCUCAGGGUCCUCGUGGUCAAGUUUCUCUCUUUGCUGUACUGGACCCUGUUCAGCCCUGCCAUGUGCCUCCUCAUCUAUUUGUACAGUCUUGUUCGGUGGUAUUUUAUAAUCACCAUUGUCAUCUUUGUACUGCAGGAGAGAAUAUUUGGUGGGCUGGAGGUCAUGGAACUUGCAUGCUACCGUUUUUUACACAAACAGCCCCAUUUAAAUGAAAAGAAAGAUGAGUGAGAUUAUAAGGGUCUCUGUUUGGGAAAGGUUGUAAGCCUUUGUACGCUGAGAUGCAUUUUUGCAUGACUACAUCAAAUAUUUCUUACUACCAUCAUUACUUGUUAAAGACAUUUGCACUUUGUUUUGUGGAAAAAUAUCACUAUACACACAAUUUUUUUUUUUUUAAUCUCUGAAUGUAAUUUCAAUACGCAUAGCAGGGAGCAAUUGCUGUGAAACAACUCAGGCUCGGACCAGAGUACUCUUAAACAAUCGUCAGGCUGUUCAGACGGGACACACUAGAUUUCCUCAGAGCUCAAUCCCAUUUUCUAACAAACCCCCAGACAAGAGCAGAUCUGGGGCUCAUGAGCACUGGCCCAGCUCAGAUGCUGGCACUUCCUUCGCUCCCUCCCUCCCAACUCCUUUUUAUGCCAAACUACUGCAUCCUUCUAUAUAACCAGAAAACAGAAAUCUCUUGUCCUUGAACUGUCCAAAUACUUUGAUAGGAGGCCCUUCAUUAUUCAUCAGAUCUUAGCAUUUAGCCUUGCGCUGACCCAGACAUCGGAAGGCCACCUGUGCCCUUUUCUCAUGUGGACAAUAAGCCCUGGACUGUCUCAGGGGGCCACUUAGAAACCUCAGUUUGAAUUUUUAAUGAUAGGAAUUAAUACCGUUUAGUGCUUCAUGUCUACUUAAUCCCACAGGCUUAGUGCUGCUUUCUUUACAGUGUUGGCAGGCGUCGCCUCGCCUGUGUUAAAAACAGUAAAAAGCCACUUUUUUAGGGGAAAGGGUAGAACGUUCUGGUACUGCAAUCAGGAACUCUCCUCUGAAGUUGUCUCUUUUGGAGCUAUUCCUUUAAAACUUGCCCAAAAACGGAAGGUUAGUGUAUUUUCUACAUGUACAGGGUUUCUAAUUUCUGCCAUUGAAACAGCAAAACACUAGCAGACAGGCCAAUAAGGGUUUAUCCUAAGUUACUCAACCCUGUAGUCUCUACAGACUCUACUCUUAAAACCAAAAUAACAUAAACAUGAAUCCUUUUUUUUUAAUAACAAGAAAGGGAUCUCUCUCAUUUUUAGUCCUAGGCUUCCUCUUUCAACAGUAAAAUUUAAACCCAGUUUUGACCAAUUGUUCCAGUCAUUUGGAGUCAAUGGAAAAUCCAGCAAACCAACAGCAGCAACCUCCUGAGGCAUGAAAAAUGCGUGGUCGCCGUUUCCACUCCACUGAAACUGCCACUGCUUUUUUGUCACAUGAUGAGGAUGCUGGUUAGAGCAGCAGAAAAUCUGAGGCAAUUAGAAGUCUUUAGCUGUUAGUAAACCUGUCAGCUUCACUCCCUCCUCGACCCAGCCUCAGAAGCCAUUUAUUGCUCCGUGUGCUCUUUUGGCAUGAACACCUCCCCCUUAAUUCCAUCUCAUGUUUGCUUGACAGUGACUUUCAUCCCACAACUGAAAUGUGCAUUGCCACGAAAGGUGAGCAUACUGGGAGGCUUCUUCCAGAAAGGACCGUGUGUGCAGAGCACUGUCCACACGCCUCUUUUUGGAAGAGAACUGGUGCCUCCGCCCAGACCCACCAACCUGCAGUAACUGCGCCCUCGAGGCUGUUUGACCUGCCGGGAGCUUCUAAUUAGUAUUGUGUGCACCUGCUGCAAGCCCGCUGUAUAUAGUUUUUAGGGUAUUUUUAUUAUAUUUUAAUUUUUUCUUAAUAAAGGAGGUUUCCAAUUUA